Naegleria gruberi is the source of this 1200-nucleotide messenger RNA. RefSeq lists its product as uncharacterized. Lineage: Eukaryota; Heterolobosea; Eutetramitea; Acrasida; Naegleriidae. The record is from RefSeq and is a predicted model, not a curated record. The coding region runs from base 1 to 1200 and encodes 399 amino acids. Gene Ontology annotation, molecular function: protein binding. The transcript has 2 exons.
AUGACUGAUUUAACAACCUCUGAUUAUGAAUUAAAUUUAUAUAAAUUAAAUUGUGUCGAAGCCUUUUAUCCCUACUUGAUUGUUGGUUGUAAAAAACAUUUAAUAAUCUAUCAAAUACAAGUUGGAAAUAUUAAUUCAGCUAGGGAGAAUGUAUCAUAUAAACAUUUAAUGACUCAUAAAUUGGAAUCGGAAAUUAAUUACAUGACUAAAUCGGAUCAUGAUAAGAUUUUCAUUGUUGGAGAGAAGGGAAUGACAAGAAUGUUAAUUAAAACUUCAAUUAUUGAAGAGAGUGAAGGAAAUUUAAUAACAGAACAGUCUAAUUCUUCGAAUAGUUUGGUAAGAUUGGAGAAAUUGGGAUUAAAAUUAAUUAAUUUAUAUCAAAAUAGAAAUGAAUCAACAUGGUCAAUUUCUUAUUUUGGGGGUGUUUGGGUUUUGGGUGAUAAUUCUCAUGUGAUUAAGAUUCAUUUACCUAAUUUUGAUCAAAAAGAACCAUUUACAUUAAUUGGACACAAACAUAAUUUACCUCAUUUGAAUUUAUAUUCUACAAGUAGAUUGUUAUCAUGUAGUAUUGAUCAGAGUUGUAAAGUUUGGGAUGUUGAGGAGAGAAAGAUUUUAUAUUCACAUGAUUUUGAUGAAUGCUUUGAAAUGAGCUCCAAUGAACACAUUCAAAAAACAAGUGAAACAUGCUCUGAUAUUUUCAUUAUUGGAACACAGAAUUAUAUUUAUUUGCUUAAUGAUACUCUCGAUACAGUUCUAUUUAAAAUAUUUUACAAACCAUUCAGAGGUCUCUCACACAUACCUCAAUAUAUUUAUGAAUCAUUGGAUAGAGUUUCAGUUUGUAGAGUCAUUCCAAAAUAUAAUCUUGUACUCAUUGCUAAACAGAAUGAUAAUAAGGUUAUACUAUUCAGAUUGGUUCACUCAAUUCAUUCAGGAGAAGUGAAAACAGAAGUGAACUCAACAAGUGAAAAUUCAUCAACAAUCAUAGCACCACCACCUCUAAAUGAACAUUGCUAUUCACUCAUACCAAUUACUUGUCUGCCAUCUGCUCAAACACAAAAUCAAUGUAUCAUUGGAACAACCUAUGAUGAGGUAUUGGAUAGAAUAUUUAUUCAAUGUUUGGAUGGUCAAGUGUUUGUCUAUGAUUUGAAUUUGAUAAUUUCACCUCUCACCACUACUUGUAUUGAUAAUAUUAUUGUUUAG